UACGCUUUGAGAACAAAGACCCUGGGUAAAGCGCGGUAAAGCCCUACGGGCGCUUGACGAUUCUUGCCUAUUCUGCUCCGGAUGGUUGGGCAUUGUUCUAUUCGGGCAUGAUCUUCCUGCAUACCCGCGUCUAUUUUCUUGUCGUAACAAGUCGUUCCUUACCAGCUCGCGUACUUUACUCGUGUCUUUCGCACCCUGUCGUCUCGCAGGCACGAUCAUCAGACUGGAUCUGUAUUUAAGGGGGCAGCAGUGUUCAUUUUACUUCCUCACCAGCGUAGUGUCGGGGGAUCUCUACGUCUGGCAUAGAAAACAUUCUGUCCUUAGACUAGAAGCAUGGUCGCGUUUUCAAUUAUCUCCGCCUUCUCCAUGCUUUCGUCACUGCUGCUCGCGUCACUGUCGCAUGCAUCCCCUGUUCCACGGCCGUUCUUGAACUCCGGGCUAUCACUUCCGUCGCUAGAUUCCAAAAGUUGGUUCUGCCGUCUCGUCCACACGACACUGGCUGAAAAUCUUUGCCUACAAGAAGGGUCGACUGCACUAUCUGUGAAUACUCCCCUUGGCGUCGCGCAGGGUACCGCCGAUGUCUCGGGUGUGAACAGGUUCGCUGUAAAGUAUGCUUCCGCAGAACGCUGGUCCCCAUCCUCUAUGGUGACUGCAUGGGCACUCCCCAAUGGUUCUACCAAUGUCUCUGCGUUGCCGCUUAUGUGCCCGCAGCCCUAUGUGGAUAAUUCCACGUUCACCGAGGAUUGCCUAUCGAUGAUCCUCUAUGUCCCCACCACCUCAGACGAGGACAGUGAUGUACCGACUUUGAUGUGGAUUCAUGGAGGUUCUUUCAUGGUCGGAUCCGCAACGAAUCCUGGCCUAGAUGGAUCUGCACUGGCACUUGCCACUAAUUCGAUCGUUGCGGUUAUUCAGUACCGCCUGGGAGCUCUUGGCUUCGUGGCUCCCAACAAUCAGACCAACCUUGGUCUGAAAGACGCUGUAAAUGCACUCGAAUUUUUGACGGCUGUUCUUCCGAGCUUCGGCGGUGACCCACGUAAGAUCACUGUAGCCGGCCAAAGCAGUGGUGCGAAUAUGAUUCGCGCCCUUCUUGCUGUGCCUUCUGCACAGUCACUAUUCCAAUCUGCAAUUUUGCAGUCUGAUCCCAUGGACUAUGGCUUCCUGUCAUCAUCUGAUCAAGCUCAACUUGAGGAGUACUUCGUGUCGAAUCUCGGCUGUGCUGCAACCGACUCAGCAUGCCUAAAUGCUUUAACCGCGGAUACCAUCGUCAAUGGUGCCGGCCUUUGGCAAUUUAAUAGCUCCGUUUACGUCGUCCCAGCCGCCACUCAGUCCGAGCCAAUGCGUGUUGUGAAUGAUGGCACCUUCAUCACCUCCACCUUGGACUCAACUUCGCCAUUCCCCCGCGUUUCCAAGCCCAUCUUAUUGUCUAACGUUGUUGACGAGGGAGGUUAUACGAUUUACGGCUCAUUCCCUGACCCCAUGCCCGAAGCCGAGUACGUUGCUAUCAUCAACGGCUCGUUCGGCGAGAUACGCUACGAGACUCUCGUGAGCUCGCAAAGCUAUGCCGUCGGGACCGCUCAAGAUGACGACUACCGCCCUCAGCUUCAAGUGCUCGCCACGGACUCGGUCUGGCGAUGUGCGACAUGGACUUUUGCGCGAAACUGGGUUUCUAAUGGUGGAACUGCAUACGUAGGAGUGUACACUGUUGGCGCAAGCUACCCCGGCAACGCCGCUGUCUCUUUCUGCACCGAGCCAGGGGUUGUUUGUCACCAAGAUGAUAUCGAGAUAGUCUUUGGCACUGCUCCCAACCCAACCUCGGCUCAGUCAGCGUUGAUUACCGAGAUGCAGGCCCGUUACAAGUCAUUCUUGUAUAGCGGGAACCCAAACCCUGAUGAAUCAUCAUACGCGAAUUGGCAGGCGGCUGGAAAUUCAGACGUCAAUGCCAUUCUGUUCGGCAGCAACGGCAAUGCUCCUAUCGGCGCUUGCACCCCAUCUUUCUGGGGUCAAAGCGUCGCGUACGAUUAUCAAGUAUUUGAUAUUUAG
Messenger RNA from Suillus paluster, 2040 nucleotides. RefSeq names its product Carboxylesterase. The transcript has 6 exons. The record is from RefSeq and is a predicted model, not a curated record. NCBI's taxonomy places the organism in Eukaryota, Fungi, Basidiomycota, Agaricomycetes, Boletales, Suillaceae. Bases 334 to 2040 code for a protein of 568 amino acids.